AUGGUAACCGCAGAAGCCCGGGCCUAGGGAGCGGUAUUUUUGGAGUUAAUGGAGUCAGAAGGACCCCCAGAGUCAGAGAGUUCAGAAAAAUCAAUAUUUUUCUCACAGCAAGAAGAAGAGGAAGAAGAUGAUAAUGAAGAAGAAGAAGAAUCCAAAGAAGCAGAGGAAACUGCCACCAUUAAUCCCCUCUUACCCCCUGCUCUCACAGGGGAUGUAGAAGGUUUGCAGAAGAUUUUUGAGGAUCCUGAGAACCCUCACCAUGAACAGGCCAUGCAGUUACUCUUGGAAGAAGACAUUGUUGGGAGAAAUUUGUUGUAUGCAGCUUGCAUGGCUGGGCAAAGUGAUGUGAUUAGAGCUUUAGCCAAAUAUGGUGUGAAUCUGAAUGAAAAAACCACCAGAGGUUACACACUCCUACACUGUGCUGCAGCCUGGGGUCGUUUGGAAACUUUGAAAGCACUGGUGGAAUUGGAUGUUGAUAUAGAAUCUCUGAACUUCCAGGAAGAGCGAGCUCGAGAUGUUGCUGCUCGGUAUUCCCAGACUGAGUGUGUUGAGUUCCUGGACCGGGCAGAUGCAAGGCUGGCGCUAAAAAAAUAUAUCGCAAACGUCUCUGCAAUUGUUACAGAUACAGCAAAGGGACCAGGGAAGCUUUUUAAGGAAGACAAGAAUACCAUCCUCAAUGCAUGCCGUAUAAAAAAUGAAUGGCUGGAAACCCAUUUAGAAGCUUCCAUUAAUGAGCUUUUUGAGCAGAAACAGCAAUUGGAAGAUAUUGUGACUCCUAUCUUCACAAAAAUGGCUACACCACGUCAAGUGAAAAGUGCCAAAUCUGUAUUCUAAGCCAUGGUCAGAAAAGAAGUCUUAUAAAAGGCCGCAUCUUCUUCUAUAUCUAUAAAGGCAAACCUAUUCAUGCCGACUGAAGUUAAAUAGAUGUGGGGUUUUAUAAAAAUGUUUAAGUAUGAAAUUAAAUCUCCCUCGUUUCGUUUUACCCCAUUCAGCAUGCUUAUGUCCAGACUCUCUGGCCUUGCCUCUGCCUCUGCAAGUCAGUUUCAUGUGAGUUCCACGUACUCCUUCCAGAAAGCACUUGGCUGUGAGUCACUCACAAAGACCAUAUGGAAGCUUUAAAAGCUACUUAGAGAAUCUAACAGUUUUCUGUGUAACUGAGGCAGGAAAUUUCUGUUCAAGUGAGGAAUUCUAUUAAAAAAAAAAAAAAGACAUGUUGGCCAUUUCCAGAAGAAAAAUUUGUUCUCCCUCUCUCAAAAGGGAAGCUAUGGGAUGACAUUCUGGAGCAAGGAAAUAUUAAGGAUGGUUUGGAUCAGGGUCCUCUGCUUAUACAG
Messenger RNA from Lagenorhynchus albirostris (white-beaked dolphin), 1331 nucleotides. RefSeq names its product ankyrin repeat domain 45 (gene ANKRD45). The record is from RefSeq and is a predicted model, not a curated record. Gene Ontology annotation, molecular function: protein binding. The coding region runs from base 49 to 834 and encodes 261 amino acids. Lineage: Eukaryota; Metazoa; Chordata; Mammalia; Artiodactyla; Delphinidae. The transcript has 6 exons.